This is a messenger RNA of Paramecium pentaurelia, 1109 nucleotides long. NCBI's taxonomy places the organism in Eukaryota, Ciliophora, Oligohymenophorea, Peniculida, Parameciidae. The record is from the annotation of a GenBank genome assembly.
AAUAAAAUAAAUGAUUGGCAAAUAAAUCUUUCGUGCAUUUUCAUCAACCACAGCUCCAUAUGUGUGGGUUAAUAAGCACACCAAAGUCAUAUGCUAAGGUAUCACUGGUAAUUAGGUAUACAGUUUAUUCUUAAACUAGGGCACAUUCUAAACUGAAUAAGCAUUGAACUACUUUACAAAAAUGGUUGGUGGAGUGUCACCAAAGAGUAAAUGUCAAUCUUAUUAAUUUAGAGGCUGGAAGUACACAUCUUGGUUUACCUGUAUUCAAGAAUUGCCAAGAAGCUAAAUCAGCCACUUAAUGUGAUGCAUCUGUAAUCUAUGUACCUCCUCCUACAGCUGCUGCAGCCAUUAUUGAAGCUAUUGAAGCUUAAAUUGGAUUAGUGGUAUCAUACAUUAUUUAAAUAAAAAGGUUGUCAUUACUGAUGGAAUUCCUUAACAUGAUAUGAUUAAAGUUAAACAUGCACUCAGAUCUUAAUCAGUUACACGUGUUAUUGGAGUAUUAAACUAAUAAAAUAAUAUAGCCUAAUUGUCCAGGAAUUAUCAAACCUAAUGAAUGUAAAAUCGGUAUCAUGCCAGGAUACAUUCAUUAAAAUGGAAAAAUUGGUAUUGUCUCAAGAUCUGGUACACUUACAUAUGAGGCUGUUGAUUAAACUACAAGAGCUGGUUUAGGAUAAUCAACAGUUGUUGGUAUUGGUGGAGAUCCUUUCAAUGGAACUAAUUUUAUUGAUGUUUUGGAAAGAUUUAUGGUUGAUCCUGAAACAGAAGGUAUCUAAUUAGAAUAUAUUUAUUAAGGUAUUGUUAUGAUUGGUGAAAUUGGUGGUGAAAAUGAAGAAAUGGCUGCUGAUUGGAUUAAGAAAAAUAAUCCUAAAAAUAAACCAGUUGUAGGAUUUAUUGCUGGUAUCACAGCACCACCUGAAAGAAGAAUGGGUCAUGCAGGAGCUAUUGUAUCAAGUAAAUAUAUUAUAUUAUUGAUUUAAUAGAGGGUAAGGGAAGUGCACCUGAAAAGAUUAGAGCACUUGAAUAAGCAGGUAUUAGAGUAGUGAAAUCACCUGCUUAAAUUGGCAAAACCAUGUUGGAAGUCAUGAAAGAAAAGGGAUUAGCAUGAGUUU